AUAAUGAGAACUACGACUUCAGGUCGCCCUUUCGCAAAGGACAUGUUUGAUUUUUUCUCAACAUUGAUGUUAUCAUUACCGAUCGAAAAUAACAAAAUCCGAUUCAAGAAUUAUCCCAAUAGCUUCUGGGCCGAGAAAGCUGUUACGAACCUUGGAGAUCUCCAAUUCAUAAAGUCGAGCCGAGAUGCUGAUCCUAACGAUCCAACAAGGAUCAUCACUCAUGUAGUGAGGACUCAUUUUUCAUUUACCAGAGAUAUGGCCAAAAAUCUAUGCCAGGCAUUUAUGGAUGCUUACCUGUUCGAAAGCGCAACAGACUCUUCCAAGAGAGAGUUCCAGAACAAAGGGCUCUGCCAUAUCACUCCAAAGGGAGCUCACCUUCUGGCAAAGUUUAUUUAUCGUAACAAGCUGCCGCCCGAGGAAAGUCGACAUAUUACAGCCAAUGCUACAACAUCCCUACUGUACCUGGGACGCGCUGAUGAUGAAGAUAGACUUCUUCUGACGAAAGAGCAUGUCGAAAGUAUUUUCAAGCGGUUUGCAGGAUCAGAGCCUAGUAUGAGGAAGAGGAAUGCUUCAGGUAUUCCAAAUGCGAACCCAGCCGUGUCAAGUGCAAAUGGGCACGACCAAGCGCCACCUGACGACAAUAUUUGCCACGGGGUUGAUGUCAGGGAUCAGCAAUACAAAGAAGUCGUAUAUAAAGAUAUGUUUUUUGGGAAGGCAGCCGUCGAAUGGCUCCUAGAACAUACGACAGUGAUCAGUAAAGAGGAAGCUAUUUGCAUCUGUCAGGAAAUGGUUGCCGCAGGAUAUAUUGAGCAGGUUGGCAAGGAGUUUAGUACUGGUCCUUCACUUUUUAAAGCCUGCGGCUCUGCGCUCUACCACUUUACAAGAAUUGGAAGGGCACUUGCAGGAUGGGGGGGCACAGAGGAUGGAAACAGAAGGGAGCCUGUCGGGGUCAGUACAAGGAGAAGCAUCCGUCUCCUACCAUCUACAGGCACUUCUCAGUUGACAUCUAAUACCAGUCGCCUUUACGGAAUCAUGUCUGACGCAACGGUCCGAGAUCUCUUCAAUAGUUUCCUAAAGCAGCAUUUUUGUGAGGAAAAUUUAUCUUUCUAUCUAGAUGUUCUAGAUUAUAAAACCAAGUUUAGAGUGCUAAUCGAUUCUGCGGAGGCCUAUGGCCAGCUUGCAUCAGAACAGGAGCCGAGCCAAUCCCAUCCACCUUCCCUUCGUGCACUCGAGAAGCAAAUUUGCACGCAAGCAUUUUCCAUUUAUGAGACAUACCUCGCUCCAGGAGCUGCUCGAGAAGUCAACCUGCCCCAUCAAAUGCGUCAAGACAUUACUGCUUACAUGCAGGCUGUAGUUAGAAACAUGGGUAUGUCAGAUGCCAGCCAAAGCAGCAAGGUUAAAAGCCAGGAACUCAUUCAUAUUGCCCUCUUUGAUAUUAUCCAUGAUCAUAUCUUUCGACUCAUGUCAACAGACUCCGUACCUAAAUUUAUUAAGACUGAUAAAUAUCUAGCAGUGGUCAUGAAAAAGCAUAAACAGCGAAAGAAUACAACCAAUACCAUCCAUCCUAAUAUGGUAGCAAGUCUGAGCGCAGCAAGUCAAAGCAUACAUGAAGAGGUGGGACCCACGGAUGACACAAGCAAUUCCAAUAAUAGUGGAGGCAAUGAGCAAUACAGCUGUACUCUUCCUACCCCAGAAUCUAGUUGUAACGAAGACGAGAGUAGAGUGACAGAGACAUUCUAA
Lobosporangium transversale is the source of this 1740-nucleotide messenger RNA. Its product is annotated as regulator of G protein signaling domain-domain-containing protein. The annotation marks the transcript as partial. Lineage: Eukaryota; Fungi; Mortierellomycota; Mortierellomycetes; Mortierellales; Mortierellaceae. The transcript is spliced from 4 exons. Gene Ontology annotation, biological process: intracellular signal transduction. The record is from RefSeq and is a predicted model, not a curated record.